AUUUUCGCGUCAUGCUGGCCGCUGCGCAUGCGCAUUGUCUUUCUGCCGGCUUUCCCUUGUCACCCAAGAUGGCGGACCGAGCUGAACUGGAGAAGGCUCUAACACUGCAGGGAGAGAAAGUGAGGAAGCUAAAGCAGGAGAAGGCUUCCUCUGAGGCGAUUGCUGAAGAAGUUGCAAAGUUACUGGAGCUAAAGGCACAGUUGGGAACAGAUGAUGGAAAACACAAGUUUGUACUUAAGACGCCAAAGGGCACCAGGGAUUAUAACCCUAAACAGAUGGCCAUUCGAGAGAAGGUUUUCAACACAAUUAUCAAGUGCUUCAAGCGUCACGGUGCUGAGACUAUCGAUACUCCUGUGUUUGAGCUGAAGGAAACGCUUACAGGCAAAUAUGGAGAAGACUCCAAGCUUAUUUAUGACCUCAAAGAUCAAGGAGGAGAGCUGCUCUCGUUGCGCUAUGAUCUUACUGUGCCUUUUGCCCGGUACUUGGCUAUGAAUAAAAUUACCAACAUUAAGCGUUACCACAUUGCUAAGGUUUACCGAAGAGACAACCCAGCCAUGACCAGAGGGCGCUACCGAGAGUUCUACCAAUGUGAUUUUGACAUUGCCGGCCAGUUUGACCCCAUGAUUCCUGAUGCAGAGUGUCUGAAGAUUGUACAUGAGAUACUCAGUGAGCUGGAUUUGGGGGAGUUUCUUAUCAAGGUGAAUGACAGAAGGAUAUUGGAUGGCAUGUUUGCAGUUUGUGGUGUACCAGAUAGUAAAUUCCGUACAAUUUGCUCUUCGGUGGACAAGCUUGACAAGUCUCCAUGGGAGGAAGUAAAAAAUGAAAUGGUGGGAGAGAAGGGGCUUGCCCCUGAAGCUGCUGACCAGAUUGGAGGCUACGUUCAGCGUAAUGGGGGAUUGGAUCUCAUAGAGCAGCUGAUAAAGGAUCCCAAACUGUCCCAAAAUAAGCUGGCCAUUGAAGGAUUGAACGAUAUGAAGACCCUUUUUGAGUUCCUGGAACUAUUUGGAGUUACUGAUAAGGUUUCAUUUGACUUGAGCCUGGCCCGUGGAUUGGACUAUUACACGGGUGUCAUUUAUGAAGCAGUCCUGGUACAGAAUCAAGGAGUGGCUCAGCAGCAGAAUGACCACGUGGAGGAGUCAGUCAGUGUUGGCAGUGUUGCAGGAGGAGGCCGCUAUGAUGGAUUAGUGGGAAUGUUUGAUCCCAAGGGGAGGAAAGUUCCAUGUGUUGGAGUCAGUAUUGGAAUUGAGAGGAUAUUUUCCAUUAUGGAACAGAAAGCAGAGGCUUCAGAAGAGAAAAUCCGGACCACAGAGACACAAGUGCUUGUUGCCGCUGCCCAGAAAAAACUCCUGGAAGAAAGAAUGAAAUUAAUAUCUGAGCUAUGGAAUGCUGGGAUCAAGGCAGAAAUGCUGUACAAGAAAAACCCAAAGUUACUCAAUCAGCUACAGUACUGUGAAGAAUCAGGCAUUCCACUAGUGGCAAUUAUUGGGGAGCAAGAGCUGAAGGAUGGGGUGGUGAAGCUGAGAGUGGUUGCGACAAGAGAAGAGGUUGACGUUGCCAGACAGAACUUAGUAGAAGAAAUUCACAAGAGAACCAAGAUAUUAUAAGAAUGGAUUGUCAGGCGAAAUGUAGUCCCUUCAGCACCUGACACACCCUUGUCUGUGUUAUUGGUGCUACAUAUAUUGUAUUGUAUGUGCUGCAAGACACUGGCUAAUACAACCACAAUUGCCUUAAUGCAAGUUGCUCUUCAGUGACACACGUUGCUACUUUCACAGGCUGUAGGUAAAUGUUUCUGUGUUUAAAAAGGAUCAUAUGCUACUUGGCAGUGCCAUGUGUUGGGUGCCAAGGUUUGGGGUACAGAGAUUUUUUUACAUCAGAAAAUCGGAAGGUUGCAACAUAUUCCUGCCUAUAAGAGCAAGUUGUAUUUUUUUGCAUCAGUGGUCACUUCAAAUCCUCAUAUCCCAAAAAUGUUUUGUUGGUAGCUGCAAAGCCAUGCAUGCAUGGUAAUACCCAAAGUAAAUAUUACCAUGUUUCAUUAUUACUAGGGUAUAAGGUGAAGUAGUGUUGGGGCACAUGUGAACAAAAUUCAGUUGGACAUCCACUGUUACCAAAUAGCAUUUCUAUCCAUGAAUUCUAUAGUAGCCACUUAACUGUUAACUGUCAUUUAAAUAAUAGGAAAUCUUUUUCAUUAUAUAACAGCUACUGUAUAUUAAAUAACAGCUUAGUGAGCCCUUUCCAGUGUCUUAUAAAAGUAAAAUUCUAUUGUAGCAUAUUUUGCAUGGACUUUGGUCUCAACAGACUUCCAUUAUCACUCAAAUUGGUAAAAAAAACAGCCGUUCUUAAAGGGCAAGUCAAAACUUAAAAUAAAAAUUUGCCUAAUAAAAGAAAACUAUCUAAGCAACAUUCCAAUAUACAUUCAUUACAAAUUUUCAGUGGUUUUAAAGAUAUUUGUUAAGCCAAUGCUGCUUCAAUAUCAAUUGUUUUAACUCCCAGUUGUUACUUUUUAAACAAAUUUGCAAAAGUCUUGGUUCCCCAGCAAAGACAGGUCUGUUAUUCAACUGCCUUGUCUUACAUUGUAUCAACAGUCUUAGACAUCGGGACAAGGAAUAGAAAGAGACAAACACUGCUUUCAAUAGCAAUACAUAUACAAAUAACUUAAAAAACAUAGAAAGUUUCUAAUUAAUGUAUAUUGCCAAGUUGCUUAGAAUAAGGUUUUCUUUGGUUAGGAUUUUUUUUUAUUUUGGGGUUUACUUGCCCUUUAACCAUUUUAAAAAGAAGGAAAGAAACUGGAGUUUUCAUCAAACUGAACGACCCCCACUUUAACAACUUGUGGUAGAAGGUUACUGGGUAAAGGCCUAUGAUGAUUUGACAAAUAGAAGAAAAGAACUUUAUUUCAACUUGUUAAAAGCAAACAUCAUCCUGACGAGUUUCGUAGCAGAUGAUACAUAGGCAUAGGACGUGGCGUGCUCGUCGAGAUUUCUUCUAUUUGCAAUUCACCAUCAGGUACUGGUUAGGGGCGAUGCACCAGAGCUACUCAUUUCAUCUGGUGAGGGCUCCUUCCCCAUGCUAUCCUUAUAUAUUGUUUGAAUCACUGCUUAUCCAAGAGUAGCAUCAAAGUUAACCGCUCUUCUUUGAGAUAAUUCAAGUAGCGAGUCUAUAUUCAGUAUAGAGUUAACUUCAUGCAGCUAUUUAAGCUGAAAGUUGAGCAUACCAAACUGAGCGUUUUUCCCUAUAAUUUUCCUAUGAUGAUUUUACCACUAACACUUGCACAGGCUUUAAUAGCGAUGAUCAAAUGUCUAUCAGCUUGUCCCCACUUCCCAAACGAAUCAAUAGAAAACAGGCUGCCUAAUGCAGAUUUGGCAGUGGCAGGAGGAUCACUUAGAAGUUCAGUAUUCAGCAUUCCCAAGUGUUGUCACUUCCAUGUCUGCCUUUGGGCAGUGUGUUUCCCAACAUAUUUUGUUCAUGCCAAGACUCCCCAUGAGCCACUCCCCUAAUAGUGGGUACAAUAAUACUGACUGCAUGCCAUACAGCAAUGUCUGAAUGGGAAAACAUGUAUCGGACCAUUUGUUGUAUCAAGUAUGGGACUGAUUGUAACAUUGCCUGUGAUCCCUUAUUAUUUAUAAACAGCAUUGUACAUUUUGUAGUUGUCAUUGAGCAAAGGGACGUGCAUAUAAUAAAGAUAAUGCCAUGUAAAGCUUG
Xenopus laevis (African clawed frog) is the source of this 3696-nucleotide messenger RNA. It is a transcript of the gene hars2.L, whose product is annotated as histidyl-tRNA synthetase 2 L homeolog. Gene Ontology annotation, molecular function: RNA binding; ATP binding; histidine-tRNA ligase activity. NCBI's taxonomy places the organism in Eukaryota, Metazoa, Chordata, Amphibia, Anura, Pipidae. Gene Ontology annotation, biological process: mitochondrial translation; histidyl-tRNA aminoacylation; tRNA aminoacylation for protein translation. The record is from RefSeq and is a predicted model, not a curated record. Gene Ontology annotation, cellular component: cytosol; cytoplasm; mitochondrion. The transcript is spliced from 13 exons. Bases 12 to 1604 code for a protein of 530 amino acids.